Molecule: messenger RNA, 2435 nt
Organism: Gadus chalcogrammus (walleye pollock)
Lineage: Eukaryota; Metazoa; Chordata; Actinopteri; Gadiformes; Gadidae
Gene: rad51ap1
Product: RAD51 associated protein 1
Exons: 9
Coding region: 1275-2360 (361 amino acids)
Biological process (GO): double-strand break repair via homologous recombination; interstrand cross-link repair
Molecular function (GO): double-stranded DNA binding; single-stranded DNA binding
Source: RefSeq, a predicted model, not a curated record
ACAUCUAUACAAUUCCACACUAUUUUGGUGGCAGGUCAACAACAUCAGUGCAGAGUACAUUUUGACCGCACUAUUAGUCGAGCUGAGGCUAGACUGGACCGUACGCCUGCAGCUUUCCUCACACCGCAGUCCUCUUAUAGUCCAGAAGAAGACGAUGUAAACACUCGGAAUUAGCGAAAGUAAAGCAUGCCAACGCGAUGUGACGCGUCUCGCCUGUGUGCGUGUUUUUGUGCGUGUGUGUGUGUGCGUGUGAUAUUUUGGUCCGGCCUGUAGGCGGUGCUGUAGGAGUGGAGGAAUGCCCGACCGCAGGUGGCCUUUGGCCCGGGUGUCUGGCCCCACUGCCCUUGAGGACCGUCUCAUCCCCCCGUCGGUCCGGGUCCAGUGUGCGACAGCCCGCAGCCCGCAGCCUCCCACUCGGGGAGAUGAUGAGUCUGGAGUCGCUUUUAAAAGAUGUUCUUCCUGAAGUGCACUGAGGAGAUCGACGGACCUAUGAUUGCUUCCGGCCGGCGAGUGGGCGUGUGGGCGGACCGAGCCGGACCAUCAUAGUCAUUACGGGCCGGCCUUCAUCCGCCCUGCCAGGUCCGAAGCGGACCUGUGGGUCCCCUGAGAGGACUGGUGCUGCCCCCUGGUGGGUCCCGGGGGUCAGGACCCACCAGGGGGAAGCACAUUCCUCGCUUAUUGUACUUAUGGCUAAAUUUGGGCUAGUCUCUACAAUUCAAGAGUUUUAUGACCAUGUAUAUUUAAUAGUAAUAUCAUAUAACAUGUAUGUAAUCUAAUAGGAUAAUAGUAACGUAAAAAUAAAAAUUCUGACUGGUUAGCCCCCGGGUCCAAAUCAGCAGAUUCGGUACGAUUACGUAUAAGCCCUGUUCGUAUAAUAAACGCAUAUAUUAAGUCAAAUAAUUAUAUUUGAAUUGUUUUGUUAUUUAUAUUAGAAUGUGUUUCAUUUAUGAGUUAAAAAUUAUGUAAAAUCUAUAAUUUCUUUGUUAAUAUAUUGUAACGAAUCGGCCGCUGCGGUCUUCAGAUUGUCAACAAGACGCGAAGUUCGGGCGGGCGGCUUGAAAACCGAGGACGACGUUACAGUUAGAAAACUUCAUUAAACUUACCAGUUUGCCUCACUUAACGUGAUUUUAUCUAUUAAAACUAAAUAUGUUACCCUAUAGCUGGCCUUAUAUUACCUAAUGUUAAGACAUUAACGGGAUAUGUGCUGUCUAAGAAGCUAAACGUGUCGCUAAAGAAACCACGUUAGAUAGUGUAACUCGAGCGUGUUACCAACUAUGGAUCGGCCUGCAAGGAAGUCGAAGGUUAUCAACUACUGCGACCUGGAUGACGAUGAGGACUUUGCAAGUUCAAAGCCGCCUGCCAGCAAGAAACCAAGAGAGGAAAUUAAACCGGUGCUCAAGAAACCCUUGAGCAAGUCCUCCAGUCAGGAUUUACAUCCACAACCCUCAGCCAACCACAGUGACAGGAAGCCGCCGGAUCAGAAGCUGUAUGAGCGAGACCUGGAGGCAGCGCUCACCCUGUCUCUGCUCCACGGUACCAAAGACUGCCACGUGGACCUGUCCCCCACCACGAGUCUGACCCCCACCCUCCACACAGAGCAGUACCCCACCAUGGGUCUGUCCCCCACCGCGGACUUGUCCCCCACCACAGAAGCUGAGGAUGGACGACGUGGGGAGGAGAGAGAAGAUCCUUCCCCUCUGCUGUUCUCUAACUGCAGCGUAAACGGGAACCUGAUGGGUUUGGACAACAUCCAGGCAGAGCGAGGGUCUUCCAAGGUCAAGUCCUCCCCCAGGACCGGUGAGCCCCCACGGGGUCAGAACCCAGACCAGGACCCAGACGAGGACUACAAGCCCAGACUCACACCAGAAUCGGAAAGUGACGACAACUCGAGCGGAGUGGCGGAGAGUGAGGAUGAGGAGUUCACCGUGAGGAAGGUCAUCAAGAAAAGCAAGAAGGAGACCAAGAAGACGAAGACUUCUCCUCCUCGUCCUCCUCCCCAGACCUCCUCUAAGAGGGACAAGCUGACCUCCAAAGCAGCUAAAGCCAAACCACCAGCGACAGCUUCCACACCAGUCAGGGCCGCCGCCUCCACGCCCCUCAGAACCCCUCCCUCGGUCAAUCAGGGGUCAGGAUCCAGAAGGCCGCCGCCCCCCUCUGCCGCAUCUCCUCCCUGUGUGCCUGCUGCCAGCCCAGCAGGGGGCAGCAAAGUCUCCAAGUGGAAUCCUCCAGGUCAGCUGGGCAGCAGCCCCUCCCCCUCCCAGGGCUCUGCGCUGAGGUCCCCCGCUGGGGGGGUGCUGAGACUGGGGCUGUCCCGCAGGGUCCGGGUCAAACCCCUGCACCCCAGUGUGGCCAGUCACUGACACUGACACACACACACACACACACACACACACACACACACACACACACACACACACACACACACACACACACAC